Messenger RNA from Mytilus trossulus (common blue mussel), 2397 nucleotides. RefSeq names its product putative RNA-binding protein Luc7-like 1. Gene Ontology annotation, cellular component: U1 snRNP; U2-type prespliceosome. The coding region runs from base 315 to 1340 and encodes 341 amino acids. Gene Ontology annotation, biological process: mRNA splice site recognition. The transcript has 11 exons. Gene Ontology annotation, molecular function: mRNA binding. Lineage: Eukaryota; Metazoa; Mollusca; Bivalvia; Mytilida; Mytilidae. The record is from RefSeq and is a predicted model, not a curated record.
CGUGUUGACGCCAUGAAUGUUUAGUUGUUGAAAUAUAAUUUGCUUAGACGUUUAUUGUAGACACAAAAUAAAUAGACAGUACAAUGUCUGCCCAAGAACAAAUGAGGGCGAUGUUGGAUGAGCUGAUGGGCACAGCAAGAGAUGGGACCCCUUUCAUAUGGUCAGGUGUAUUGCAGUCAAAUUUGCCAAGGGUUUUAAGGUGAUGAAGUCCAAGCCGAGAUAGAUCCAGAUACAAAGUGAAGUUUGACGAUCCUCGGGUAUGUAAGAGUUUCCUGCUAAGCUGCUGUCCACACGAUAUUCUUUCUAGCACGAGAAUGGACUUGGGUGAAUGUCCAAAGAUCCACGACUUAGCACUUAGGGCUGAUUAUGAUCAAGCCUCAAGAGGAAAAGAUUAUUAUUAUGAUAUUGAUGCUAUGGAACAUCUCCAGAGUUUCAUUGCAGAUUGUGACAGAAAAACAGAAUUAGCCAAGAGAAGAUUGAAAGAAACGCAGGAAGAACUCAGUGAAGAAGCUAAUACAAAGGCUGAAAUUAUCCACCAGCUAGGAGAAUCGAUGGGAACCUUACUGGCCAAGGCAGAAGGAUUAGGACAGGAUGGUGAAGUAGAAGAAUCCAUGAAUUAUAUGGACCAAGUGGAAGAUUUAAAAAGAAAGAAAGCUCUUGCAGAGACUGAAUUUAGAAAUUCUAUGCCUGCUUCGAGUUACCAACAACAGAAAUUACGGGUCUGUGAAGUAUGCUCAGCUUACCUUGGUAUCCAUGACAACGACAGACGUUUAGCUGAUCAUUUUGGGGGGAAACUACAUUUAGGGUUCAUAACCAUUAGAGAUAAAUUAGAGGAUUUAAAGAAAAGUGUGGCAGACAGAAGAGCACAGAGAGAAAAAGAAAGAGAAGAACAGAAAUUAAAACGUGAAGAGAGAGAAAAAGAGGAAGAUGAAAAACGAGAAAAAAAUCCAAGUCGGAGUAGAAGUCGUUCUCGUGGUGACAGUCGAGACAGACGCAGGAGAUCAAGAAGUAGAGAUAGAAGGUCCAGAUCACGGUCAAGAAAGAAGAAGACAAGACAUUCAUCCAGAUCUAGGUCAAGGGAAAGACGCAGGAAGAAGCAUAGGCGUUCCAGGUCAAGAUCUCGUAGAUCAAGAAGUCGAUCCAGAAGUAGAUCUAGAAGGUCACGGUCAAGAUCUCACAAACGCAAAAGAUCUAAGAGAACAAGAAGUAGAUCAGGGUCUAGAAGUCAAAAUGUUAAAGAGGAAGUUAGGAAUGGUUCACACUCUCCAGUACCGCCAGCAGCAGCAGCGCCACCCCCGCAGCCUGUUGAAGGAGUGGAAGAAAAGCCAAGUGGUGAAUAGAAACAUUAGACACUUCAUUGACAUUUUUAAACCUGAUCAUGUGCUAUGUUGACAUCAUGUGAUUGUUGACAUUAUCAUGUGCUAUAUUGACAUUAUCAUGUGAUUGUUGAUUUGGAAAAAAACUCAUAUCAUUCUUAACUCUUGUUUUAAUGUAUCUUUAAUACCAUUGGAGAUAAUUUAAUGAAUUUGUCCUUAGUUUGUAAUGGUGUUGACCUUGAGUUGCAUAUUUUGAGUGAGAAAAUAUGAUAAAUCUAACACUGAUGAAUCACAAAUACUGUAAAAGUGCAGCAACUAACUGCAUUUAGAAACUUUAUAUAGAUGUUACAAAGGUAUAAAAACAUGUGUUACUAAAUGCUAUGUCAAAUGUAUAUCAGAUCAUUCAAAAAAUUUUGUUAACAUUGUUAUAUAAACAGGACAGGUGUUACUGCAAGCUGUCAGAGUUACUCUGAUUUGUCAGUAUUUGACACAAACUUGGUAUGGUCAAACGGUAUGAAAAAAAAUACCAUAAAUUUGGUAUGGUCAAAGGAUAUGCUAAAUACAAAAUUGAAAUAGAUCUUUAAUCUUUUAUGAAUACUUGUAAAAGGACUUUUGAGAGUGAUUCUGACAGGUCUGUUGAUUGGCUAUUACAGAAAUGAUUUUUUAUUUGUUAAUCAAUGAUUAUGCUCAUCUCAUGUUAUUGUAACAUUUUUCUAUAUGAAUCACAUCUGCAGUUAAAAUGAAUUCCAUUUUAUUUAAUGGCUUGACAUGUGAAUAAUUUGCAUUAAAGAUUUACCCUUAAAAAUGGUCACUUCACUUGAAAAACUUAAAAGAGAAAUCUGUUUCAGUUAUAUUUUCAUGUCCAUAUUUGAUUAUAGAAAUUUAUUUUAUAUUUGUAUGUAGUAAUUGAUGUGUUUUUUAUGGUGAUUAAUAAUGUACUUUCAAGAACUUGAAUCCCUGAAUACACAUUUUGAAGUUUUUAUUUACUGAAGUGAUUGUUGUUCAAAUGAUCUGAAUGUUACUGCAUACUUUUAACUUGCAAGAUUUGGUAUACAUGAUAUGAAUAAACCAUUUUAAAUUG